CGUAAUUAUAAAGUUAUGGAAUAAUGUAUAAUGUGAUUCGGUAACUAUAUAGUUGCGGACUACUGUAACUGCUUUGCCCAAAGACAGAUUACAUGCACUGUGGUGUGAAGUUUCGUUUUAUGUAAUUUGUGAUCUGUGGCUCUGAUGCUCUGAUUGAUUAUGGUAUUUUAGUAAACAUAAACAAACCAAAAUUUUAUAACAGCAGCUGUUAGUAGCACUAUUUCACCAUGUUAGAGUAGUAGUAAUAUGUACUACUAUAUAAUAGAUUGGUUGAAAUAUAUUUAUGAUGAAAUCAGAUAAACCCAUGAUCAAACACUUUGAUUGCAAUAUAAUUUUAAUUUCUGCAGUCAAUAAUCAACAUACGUCAUUUUAAACGUCAGUGAUCUAAAAAUAACAACUACUUGUUGAUUCUCAUUGUUAGAUGUUACAUGUUAUUCAUAAACUAGCGGUACUGAAAUCUAAACAGUAAUCUCAAGAGUUUUGUAUAAUGCAAAAAAAUCCAGUUCAACAAUGGAUUGACACAAUUCCUCCAGUUGAGUCAAACCCAACUACAGGGCCGAAUUCACAAAAAAAGAACCCGCAGAAAUCAUUAUCUAGAGAUUUUUCAUUCCAAUCUGACGACGGCUCCAGUUAUUGUUCUAGUGUGGAAUCUGUUUUGGAAUUGAGAAAGCCUGAUCCAGAAACAGUUUUAUUGGAGUUGGGAUUUGGUCCCAAGAAAAGUUCUCAAGUUAUUAAUCGCAUACCUCCUCGGUUUUUACAACCCUCGAAAUUAUUACCUCAUAUAGAUCUGAAUAAAUUUUUGGAAGAAUACGGAGGAAAAAUGCCAGAACCAAGGUCCUUUCAUCGAAGUCCUGCAAGAACAAGACCAAGGUCGAGUUGAUUUGAAUGAAUGAUAACUUGAACAAUUUAUUGAAAAUUGUACAGUUUGCUCAAUGAAAAUUAGUUGUUAACUUGGUGGAUUAUGAAAAGUCACUGUUGUAUAUAAUUUUACAGUUGCAAAGAUUCUCCUUCAAUAUUUUUUCCUAAUAUAUAAGUAUGAACGAAAGUGACCCUACCCAGUGCAUUAUGGUUUUAAAUUUUAUGCUUGUUUUCUAAUUUUAGUUCCUAUGUAUGAUAUGUUUUUGUUACCAUGAUAUUUGUUUUAUGAUAUGUAAAGUUUACACAUUUAUACUUAUUACUCAACACCUCUUUGUGACUUUUCAUUAAUUUGUUAAAGAUAUAUUUAGAUUAGGUAUUCUGUGUGUGAUAGUAUUUUGAAAGUGAUUUAUUUUUAUAGUACCUCUUAAUGAAUCUAAUUCUAUUUAAAAUUGUUCUAUAUUUCUUCGAAUGUUUCUUGUUGGUUUUUGAACAUUGAACCUUUCGCAAUCUGAAAAAUAAACAUAGGUAUAUUAACAGAGAAUUUGCUCAAGCUUAAUGAAGAGUUCAACACAAAAGUUACUGUGUUAGUGAAGAUUCUCCACUAUUUGAAUUCCUUGUUUAACCGCUGGAUUCACUUUCUGAACUCCACUGCCCUCUUGGGACGGGAAGCCGACCUUAUAUAUCGGUAACGAUCGUUCUAGAAUUCGGAAGUCGUUUCGGUACUCAACUAGAGUUUAACCGGCGGUUGCCGACUGCAUUCCUUUUGCGGUGAUGUCAUGUGUUUCUUCGCUGGCUGACAUAUCGAUCAUAUCUAGAUUUAGCUCUGUUAACUUUUCAUAUUGUGGAAGGAUAAAUGCUCAAACAGGAAGAAAAUUUACUCCUCCAUAAAAAAUGUGUUUCAAAGAAUACUUUCUUCAAAUAUUUUGAUAGUAGAUAUUUUUGAGUAUAGUAAAUGAAUCAAAUUCAUUUCGUUGAAUAUCCAAAAGUUGAAAUAGUUGAAGAAGGUAUAUAAUGCAAGAGAUAAUUUUAUCGGAGAUAUAACUCGAGAAAGGGCAAACCAUAUACACGUGUUUUGGGAUUUUGAUGCAUCAUCAGUAUGGCACAGCCAAGUGCAAGGAUAGACAAUACUUGAUUACUAAAAGAAGUACAAAUGAACGGAACCACCAGCAGAAGCACAUCUGUAAUUUCAGUUAAUAGAUCUUGUUUAUGAGAGAACUACUAAAAUUACCACGUGAAACAACAAAUUUAAGGCUGGCUUCUGCUGAUUGCUUCGUGCACCUGUACUUCUUUUGGAAACCAAGUGUUGUCCAACCUUGCACUUGGCUUCACUUUACUGAUGACUGGCCAAAAGUCCGAAACAUGAGUGCAAUGUUCGAUAUAUAUAGUUUCUGACUAAAAAUGUAUAGGUACUCUGAUGCGUCUCUCGAUAUCUACUUUUUUUAUGUUAUUCCAAUUUACAUUCCUGAAAAUAUAUAUUCAUUGUUAUUUGAGUUGUUUAUUUACAAUUUUUUCAUAUUUAAACAUAUUUGAUGUAGAAUUUGAAAUUUUAUUAUUCAGAAUCUCUCGAAGCAAUUUUCUGAAACUUCACAAUUUGUAUUCCAUCCAACAUUAUUUUCGUGGUCCAAAUAAAGGAUAAUAAUGUC
Messenger RNA from Leptinotarsa decemlineata (Colorado potato beetle), 2501 nucleotides. It is a transcript of the gene olf186-M, whose product is annotated as Ki-ras-induced actin-interacting protein-IP3R-interacting domain olf186-M. Lineage: Eukaryota; Metazoa; Arthropoda; Insecta; Coleoptera; Chrysomelidae. The record is from RefSeq and is a predicted model, not a curated record. Gene Ontology annotation, molecular function: signaling receptor binding.